Molecule: messenger RNA, 471 nt
Organism: Dibothriocephalus latus
Lineage: Eukaryota; Metazoa; Platyhelminthes; Cestoda; Diphyllobothriidea; Diphyllobothriidae
Source: the annotation of a GenBank genome assembly
AUGCCCGAUGACGAUCAACCAGCCUGCUUUAUUUAUAUGGCGCGCGAGUUGGUUGGUAAAGAGAUGAUUGAUGAAACCGCCAUGAUCCGGUUUGCGCUGACUGUUCGCAAAAACUACCGAAAUGUGACUUACCAUAACUGGUUCCACGCCUUCUCGGUGGCGCAUGCGACUUUCGUGACUGUCAAUAGAGAAGAUGCAAAAUUUUCGAAAUUGGAGAAGUUUUGCCUCCUGGUGGCUUCCCUCUGCCAUGAUCUGGAUCACCGGGGACGUGACAACAGCUAUCUGCGCAAAAAUCACACACCCCUGGCUUCGCUCUACACCAGCUCUCCACUUGAGCAUCAUCAUUUUAACAUGGCCGUAACGAUACUCCAGGCAAGUCCCUACACUUCUUUCUUUAAAUUUUCAAAUGUACUCAGCUUAAACAACCUGGAAACCAAAUCUUCGUUGCGUUUCACGACGCCGUCUAUCUAG